AUGGGCACUUGUGGAAACACUCGUAAUUUUAUGGACGAAAUGUUAUGUAUCAUAAAAGAAAUCGAAUGUUUAAAGCCUGAACCAGAAAUAUGUAACGUCUCGUGUCCACCAUUAGGAUGUCCAAGAGGUCCAUGUCCAGGAAUGUGUUGCGAUGGAAUAAGCUGCGAUCCCUGUUGCAUAUCACAGAUGCCAUGUUGUCCACCUAGUCCAUGCCUACCAGGUUGCGUACCAAUAUGUUGUACGGAACCUCCUCGUGCCGAGAUCAAGCUUAAACCAGUUCCAAGAAAAAUUUGUUGUUUCCCACCGAACCCCGAUUGUCCACCAAUCUCGUCAAUUCCAUUUUGUCCAUCUCCAUGUGGUCCACCUCCGCUUUGUACAAGUCCACCAUGUCUCCCAUUAUGUUGUCCUAUUUCCCCAUGCGCACCAAUGUGCCAGCCUUCCGGUUGUUUAAGAGAUUGUACGAUUCCAUGUGGACCCAUGGCAUGUUUCCCUACAAAUUGUUGUCCUACACCAACGUGUUGUCCAAUUCCACCGUGCUUAAAACCAUCGAAACCACCCUGUUGUCCGGUUUAUGUAUGCAUACCACCUCGAUGUAAUAAAUAA
Messenger RNA from Vespa mandarinia (Asian giant hornet), 603 nucleotides. RefSeq lists its product as uncharacterized. The record is from RefSeq and is a predicted model, not a curated record. Lineage: Eukaryota; Metazoa; Arthropoda; Insecta; Hymenoptera; Vespidae.